AGUCUACACUGCUAUAUAAUCCAGUUAAAAUAGAUAAUUUGUAUUUUAUAGGCAGUGUGGAAGAGGCCUAAGUGAGGCCUAACUCUGCCUGUCCCCUGGGCUGAGUGGGUUGCUAGGAGACCAAGUGGGCGGAGCUUAGCCUUCUAACUGGCAGCAAUUGGAUAAAAACAAUUAUUCCUCUCCCUCUAAUUAGGAGUUUAUUUUUCUUUUCUUUUUGUUGUAUGAAUGUAGAGGCAUGGAUGAGGGGUUGUGCUGCCAGGUUUAGUGUUUCUGGGAUGUGUAGUUUUGUUGUUUUGUCCUAGGCCGAAAUUUCAUUACCCUUUUAUAUAUAUAGAUCUCAUUAAUUCCCAGGUUAAAAUGGCAUCAACAUAUACAAAAUCAUUCCUAGUACUAGAUUAUUCCCUGUGUCUAUGAGAGCGCUUUUGCCAAGUUCAGCAGAGCAGGAAAUAGGCCUCAGAUUUGUGCUGGAGACCUAGACUUUCCUAGAGUGAAGCCCAGUUUUUUUUUUAAAGGGCUUUUCAUUUGAGAUUUUCCCAAGGUUUUGUCCCUAACACCAGCAAAUGUGUUGACUGACUGUGGCUUUUGUUUAGUGCACUUUGUCCUUAACUUGACCUGAGCCAUCUUGGCUCUCAUCCCGGGAGAAAGCUGGGAGAGGAAUCCAAUAAAGAGAGGAAGGACAUAAACACAGAGUCGGUUCCAAAGUUCUGAAACAGACAUGAAUUGCUGCCGUUGACUGAACUAAUCUUGCCUCGCCUUUUCCCUUGGAUUUUGGAGUUUGGAGACUGUCUCUGGACUUCAUUCGUUCUGCUGCUGGAGAGAGAAAGAGCUUCUCUUUCUUUGUGUCUUUCUGCCACAAAGGAAAGAGAAGGAGGCCGAGGGGCCAUGGAUGUUUUGGGGACCACGGCCAUCUUCUUGGUGGUCUUCCUGGUCCUUCUGGUGUCCUGGAGGAAAGUGGAGGCCCGGAGGAGGAACUGGCCACCGGGACCAACCCCUCUUCCCAUCAUUGGAAACCUCCUCCAGCUGAAGGGCUUCAACAUUUCAAAACAUCUGAAGAAGCUGAGCGCAACAUACGGCCCCAUCUUCACAGUGUUUUUCGGCUCAGAUCAGAUGGUGGUCGUCUUUGGAUACGACUUGGUGAAGAAAGUUCUUGUGGAAAAGGGCGAUGAGUUCCUCAACCGGGGAAGUUUGCCAUCGGCAGAAAAGGCCAGCCGAGGACUUGGUGUGUUAAUGUCCAACGGUGAGCGAUGGGUCCAGCUUCGCCGCUUCUCACUCAUGACCUUGAGGAACUUUGGGAUGGGGAAGAAAAGCAUUGAGGAACGGAUCCAGGAGGAGGCCCAGCAUUUGGUGAAGGCUCUCAGGGAGACCAAGGGCCAACCCUUGACCUCAUCCAGCAUUUUCAACUGCGCCACUGGGAACGUGAUCAGCCACAUCCUCUUGGGUGACCGGUUUGACUACCAGGAUAAGGAGUACCUCCGAAUCAUCAAUAUCCUCACCUAUGGCUUCCGAAUGGAAAGCAGUUUAGUAGGACAGCUCUAUAACAUGUUCCACUGGAUCAUUGACUACUUCCCCGGCCCUCAUCUAAAAAUAUUGGAAGAGGCCUUCAGCAUCCAGGGCUUCAUCAACCAGAAGAUCGAGGAACACGUCAAAACCUUUGAUGCUACGGAUGUGCCUCGGGACUUCAUAGAGGCCUUCCUCCUCAAAAUGGAGCAGGAGAAGAAUAAUCCCAAGACUGAAUUUACUACAGAGAAUCUGACGAUGACCAUUAACGACCUGUUUGUUGCUGGGAUGGAGACCACCAGCACCACCCUGAGGUUCAUCCUGAUGCUCCUGCUGGAACACCCGGCGGUGGCAGCGAAGGUCCAUGAGGAAAUAGACCAAGUGAUUGGUGGGGAGCGGAUGCCCACCAUGGCGGACCGCUCCAGGAUGCCCUACACGGAAGCCACCCUCCACGAAGCCCAGCGGUUUCUCGAUCUCAUUCCCUUAGGACUGGCCCGCAGGGCAAGAAGGGACGUGGAACUGGAAGGAUUUGUCAUCCCAAAGGGUGCGACUGUCCUUCCCAUGCUGACCUCUCUCUUGAACGAUGCCAAGCAGUUUAAAAACCCACACCGUUUUGACCCGGAACAUUUCCUGGAUGAGAAAGGGAAUUUUAAGAAGAACGGAGCUGACGUGCCUUUCUCUGCAGGCAAAAGGAACUGUCUUGGCGAAGGACUGGCCCGGAUGGAGCUCUUCCUCUUUGUCACGACCAUCCUGCAGAAUUUCCGCCUGAAGUUCCCUCCGGGGGUCACCAAGAUCGACCUCACCCCGGACGUCAGUGGCUUCCUGAAUAUCCCGCGCCAGGUGCCCUUCUGCUUCUCCCCACGUUGAGGAGCCUUCUCUGCUGCCAUGAAGUUCUCAUGAAGUUCUCUCCUCAGUGUUGAUGCUGCCAUUCUACUCUUCAUUGGGAAGUAAAAAAAAAAAGGACUAGAGAUAUACGAACAGUGCGCAUCAAUUUUCUCAAAACCAAAUCGAUCUUACCCAAGACAUAGGUGGCUUCCUGAACAUCCCAUGCACAUCCUGUUCUGAGCAGCUCAUUUCGUCCCAUGAAGUUCUCAUGAAAUUUUAUCCUUGUUGUAGAUGUUGCCAUUUUACUUAGAGGACUCUUGUAACUCGGUUGCCAUACUUUGGCUCACCUCAACUGCAUCCACUUCAGAUUUCUGUUCUCCACUCAUUGCCACCUGGUCCUCUCCUCGUGGCUAGAAAAUGGAUGCCAAGCUUUGACCCCAUUCAGUCUCCCCGAGCCCAGUAGAUGUGGCAACCAACGGCACGAAGCAUCCAUUCCAGGACCUUGGGGGCUACCACGGGAUUGUGGGACAGACAUGGAGGGGUUGAGGAGGCUGAGGGUGAAUGGGAGCCCAGGGCCAUUGGGACUCUCUGUGGUGAGGUUGUUAUACAUUUUGAACCUAAAAUGUUCUUUGAUCUGAGACUGGGACAGUUUCCCAGACUCAUGGAGAACUCAAGUGGACACACAUGGAUGUUAUAGUUGUUUUAUUGAUUACUCGGGUAAGGGGAAAUAUCUCAUUCACACUGCCAUUCUCCUUUCAUACUCAACAAGUACACCUGUCUCUUCUCCGAGUUGAUAAUAGAAUCAUAGCAUUAGAAGAUAUCCCUAGAGGCCAUCAAGUCCAAACCCUUGCCAUGCAGGAAAAGCAGAAUCAAAGCACCCCACACAGAUAGCCAGCCAGCCUCUACUUAAAAAGAUAGUGGGUGGCAGGUGUUGCAGUGGUGACAAGUCUGGCACACCUUCAGCCUGGAAAGUCUCUUACUUGUAUAGGGUUCCUACACCUCUCCAGCCAGGUGUGGCUUGUACAACACUUGUUAGAAAUUGUUCUUUACCACAGAGGUGCAUCUUCAACUCGCUUUAUGGGUGGAUCUACACUGUAGAAUGAAUGCAGUCUGACCGCACUUGAACUGCCAUGGCUUAGUGCUAUGGAAUCAUGGGAGUUGUCAUUCGACAAGGUCUUUAGGCUCCUCUGCCAAAGACUUACUUACUUACUUACUUACUUACUUACUUACUUACUUACUUACUUAGGCGAUCCCUCGUAGGUCGAGGAUGAUGGUCCUCUGUUUCCGAUGUCUUGGGUGUGUGUCCGCAGGUGACUGAAGAGACCUAUUCUUGACCCGCACGUUCUCCCGCAGUGAGGACAUCAGUUUCCAGGUGGAAGGCGGUCCUGGUCAGGGUUGGCUUGACGCUCCUUCCUCUUGGCACGUUUCUCCCUUAAGCCCUCCAUUCGUGCCUCUUCGAACUCCGCAGCACUGCUGGUCACAGCUGACCUCCAAUUAGAGCGCUCAAGGGCCAGGGCUUCCCAGUUCUCAGUGUCUAUGCCACAGUUUUUAAGGUUGGUUUUAAGCCCAUCUUUAAAUCUCUUUUCCUGCCCACCAGCAUUACGUUUCCCGUUCUUGAGUUCGGAGUAGAGUAGUUGCUUUGGGAGACGGUGAUCGGGCAUUCGGACGACAUGUCCAGUCCAGCGGAGUUGAUGGAGUAGGAGCAUUGCUUCAAUGCUGGUGGUCUUUGCUUCUUCCAGCACGCUGACAUUUGUCCGCCUGUCUUCCCAAGAGAUUUGCAGGAUUUUCCUGAGGCAACGCUGAUGGAAACGCUCCAGGAGUUUGGUGUGACGUCUGUAGACCGUCCACGUUUCACAGGCGUAGAGCAGGGCUGGGAGGGGAAUGGCUUUGUAAACAAGCCCCUUGGUCUCUCUACGGAUGUCCCGGUCAUCAAACACUCUCUGCUUCAUACGGAAAAAUGCUGCACUUGCAGAGCUCAGGCGGUGUUGUAUUUCAGUGUCAAUGCUAACUUUUGUGGAGAGGUGGCUGCCAAGGAAGCGGAAAUGGUCAAUGUUUUCUAAUGUGACACUAAACUGCCAUGGCUCAGUGCUAUGGAAUCAUGGGAGUUGUCAUUCGAUAAGGUCUUUAGGCUCCUCUGCCAAAGAAUGCCCUACCAAACUACAGAUACCAGGAUUCCACAGCACUGAGUCGGUGCAGUUAAAAGUAGCAUCCGAUUGCAUUAAUCCUACAGUGUAGCUGGGCCCUAAGUCUAUCACAGUUAUACUGCAACUUCUUCUUAGUCUUAAAGGCACUUCGAGAUCUAUUUGCAUAUGGUUCUAACGAGGGUCAGAUGAAAUAUCUUGCCCUCUGCUUGGAUUAGAAGGAGGAUUUGUCUCGUAUUUCUGCUUCUUUUGUAAACUGGGGGAGUGUUUUUGAAUUUUUUGCAGGAUCAGAGAAAGGGAACUCCAGGUGGACUUUGGAGCUAAGAUCCACAUAAACAAAGUGUCUUCCAAUUUCUCCUGUACGCUAUAUUUCCUCUCUGUUUGCAAAAUACUGCUCAAUUAAGCUAGUUCAUAUAUCUGAAAUACUAUUGAUCAUUUUUGCCGAGUGUUAGGAAAUUUAUUUACUUCAUUUCUACCCCACCUUUCUCGACCCUGAAUAGACUCAAGGCGGCUUAGAAAUACGGCAAAAAUUGAAUGCUGUAUCGGUACAAUAAAACACACCUGAUCAAAAUAUAAAUAAUCUAAAUAAAUAAGCAAUGAAAACACAUAAACCAAUCAAACAGAUUAAAACCAUAUAAAAUCUCAUGUCCAAAUCGUUUUCCAAAUCCAUAAAUCUCAUUAAGGGAGAUUGAGGGAGAUUUUCACAGUUCUGAGUCUAUUCUGCAGAAAAUUCACCCAUGCAUUUUUGUGCAGAAAACAGUAUUUUGGACAUAGAAUUUUGUUUGUUUCUUUUUUGCACUGACAAUACAGGGAAAUACUUAUUAUUUUGCAGAUAAUAAGUAUUGUGAGUGUUCUUUGUUCAACCUGCCGUUCCUACUUCUAUGGGGGUCCUUGCCCUUAUGCCCAGCAAGUGUGGAACCUCCUUCUCAUUUGCAUGGAAACUCUGUUCUUCACUUGACAUGUGCCAACUUGACUCCAAUUCCAAGACAAAGUUAGGAAAUCGAUCGGGUAAAUAAAGGAGGAAUACAAAUAUGG
Molecule: messenger RNA, 5498 nt
Organism: Anolis carolinensis (green anole)
Lineage: Eukaryota; Metazoa; Chordata; Lepidosauria; Squamata; Anolidae
Product: cytochrome P450 2C19
Exons: 9
Coding region: 883-2364 (493 amino acids)
Biological process (GO): xenobiotic metabolic process
Cellular component (GO): cytoplasm; intracellular membrane-bounded organelle
Molecular function (GO): iron ion binding; oxidoreductase activity, acting on paired donors, with incorporation or reduction of molecular oxygen, reduced flavin or flavoprotein as one donor, and incorporation of one atom of oxygen; heme binding
Source: RefSeq, a predicted model, not a curated record